Molecule: messenger RNA, 1350 nt
Organism: Lasiosphaeria miniovina
Lineage: Eukaryota; Fungi; Ascomycota; Sordariomycetes; Sordariales; Lasiosphaeriaceae
Exons: 1
Coding region: 1-1350 (449 amino acids)
Source: RefSeq, a predicted model, not a curated record
AUGAGACACUCGAUCGCGCUGGCCCUCUACUCGGCCGUGGCGGGCGUCGGCGUCAGCGCCGCGCCGGCGGCCAAGGCGACGGACAAGCCCGUCAGCUUCGCGCAGUUCCUCGGCAGCACGAGCAAGACGUCGUUCGAGUCCUUCUCGGCGGCGGGCGUGCGCGACAGCGGCGCCUUCAAGCAGAUGACAGACCACAUCCAGAGCAUGUACAGCGGCGUCAAGGACCCGAGCAAGGUCACGAGCUUCAAGAUCGACGACACGUACGGCGACUGCAUCCCCGUGCAGGAGCAGCCGUCGGUGCACCUGCUGGGUCUGGGCGCCGGCGCCGCCAAGCUGGCCACGCCGCCGUCGGGGGCCGCCAUCGCCACCAGCACGUCGGCCCCCAAGGGCCUGUCAGCCGCCACCAAGGUCGACAUCCCGUCCAUCCUCAGCCUCGGCGUCAAGGACGUCUACGGCAACAGCAUCUCGUGCCCGCCUGGCACGGUGCCGGUGCAGCGGCUGACGCCCGAGUCGCUGGCGCGUUACGGCAACCUGACCGACUUCUUCUACAAGCCGCGUGCCGAGGCCGACGGCGGCACCGGCGACAAGGAGAUCAAGACCCUCGGCAAGCGCGCUGGCGCGCACUCGUACGCGCGGGCCAUCGACACGGUGCUCAACUUUGGCGGCAACGCGUGGAUGAACCUGUGGAGCCCGUCAGGCUACUUCUCCAUCUCGCAGCACUGGUACGUGGUCAACGUGCCGCACCAGACGGUCGAGGGCGGCUGGGCGGUCAACCACCAGAAGUGGGAUGGGCGCGCGCGGCUGUUCAUCUACUGGACGGCCGACGACUAUCAGCACACGGGGUGCUGGAACCUCGACUGCGCGGGCUUCGUGCAGACCAGCAACAAGUGGUACCUGGGCGGGCCGUUUGACCGGUACUCGGUGUACGCGGGCGGCCAGGUCGGCUUCGAGCUGCAGUGGAAGCUGUACAAGGGCAACUGGUGGCUGUUCCUCAAGGCCAACAACGGCUACGAGUCCGUCGGCUACUACCCGGCCAAGAUCUAUGGGAAUGGUCCCAUCACCAAGCACGCCGACUACGCCAAGUGGGGCGGCGAGACGGCGCCCGACUCGUCGUACGGCCAGAUGGGCAGCGGCCAUUUCCCCGCCGAGGGCUUCGGCAAGGCUGCCUACCAGAACAACAUCUUCACCAUCCCCCGCGACGAGAGCGGCGGCUACGGCGUGCAGGCCGCGCUGUCAAGCCUGCACAUCACCAAGCCCAGCUGCUACACCAUCGCCACGACCCCCCGCAGCGGCAGCAGCUGGGGCUCGUACUUUUACUUUGGCGGCCCCGGCGGCAAGACUUGCGCUUGA